GUACAGUAAUAAUACAGGAUAUUUUAUUUUUUUCCAAAAAGGCCCCUACGAGUUACGCCCUUGGAAAUAUAGUAAAAAAUCCACACAGUUGGUUCACCCAUCCGUGCAAGGAUAAAAAUAAAUAAAUGGCCAACACAGAGACAAAAAAAAUAUGGAAACAAAGACGAGGUGAUCUCAAUAUCUUCUCUCUCUUCUUCAAUCUCUCGUACCAAGGCCAGGCACUUAGGCACCCGAGGAAGGGAGUUUCAGAGCGACGAGAGACAGAGCAGGGAAGCGGAGAGAGAAGGGGUGAGGUUGGUGAAAAUGAAGCUUUCUUCGAAGACCAUGUCGAGUCCGGGUCGGACCGAGAAGUUCCCACCGCCAUUGAUGAGGUUUUUGAGGAGUAAUGUGGGGAGCAGAAGCAGAGGUAGGUCACGUUCCAGCCCUAUGUUCGUGAGGAAGAAGAACACUGCUAUUGAAACCCAGGAGCCUUCUUCUCCAAAGGUUACGUGUAUUGGUCAAGUCCGAGUCAGGCGGUCCAAACAGGGCAGUGGCAAGGCUACUAAGGCUCGGAAAAAGACCCGAGGGUGGUGCAGGUGGAUCAGAAAUGCUCUGUGUUGCAACCAUUUCGUUGGGAGGCUGAAGCCUAAGCCAUUUCGACCAGUUUGGCGCAAGUGGGUCUUGUUUUUUCGAGUUCGAUUUCGGAGGAAAUCCGAAAUUAGAGAGGAUUCAUCGAGAAUUGAAUCAAAACUGGAAGAUAGAGUCGAAGAAUCAGAGCAAAGCGACGACGUAGGAAACGAAGAAGAAGAAGCAAGGGUUUUUUAUUCUUCCUCCUUCUCACCACCCAAAAACGCUUUACUGCUAACCCGAUGCAGAUCUGCUCCGUACAGGUCAUCAUCCCUCGCCAGUCGGUUCUGGGGUUCGCCUUUGGCCACAGAGGAAGAGCAAAAAACAGAGCCAGAAAACACAGACCAACAAAACCCCGCAUCGGAAAACGAACCCAGCAGCAGAGAUUCGGCUGCAGAAUCGAGAACAGAUCCAGAAACUGAUAGAGACUCCGAAUAUUUGAACCAAUCUGAAGAUUCGACCAGUGAAAGAAGCACAAAACCCACCAAAACCGAAGCAUUCAAAACAGGGGAAGAAGCCACUGCUCAUCCUCUUAUACUCACCAGGUGUAAAUCAGAACCGGCUAGAACCGGAGCUAGGCUCAACCCGGACACCACUUUGUUUUGGAAGAAGAGAAGUCCCACUGUACAGGCCAUUUCUCCCCAAUAAAAUUCUGCCGCGUCACUAUAUACGACUCUGCUUUCAUGCAUUAUGUGUAUAAAAAAACUUGAUAACUCAGCCUAGUUGCUCCACAAGUGUACAGGUGAAAGUUGAAAGUUGAAACUGCA
Messenger RNA from Vitis vinifera (wine grape), 1373 nucleotides. RefSeq lists its product as uncharacterized. The transcript has 2 exons. The record is from RefSeq and is a predicted model, not a curated record. The coding region runs from base 304 to 1254 and encodes 316 amino acids. Lineage: Eukaryota; Viridiplantae; Streptophyta; Magnoliopsida; Vitales; Vitaceae.